This is a messenger RNA of Agrilus planipennis (emerald ash borer), 3631 nucleotides long. RefSeq lists its product as uncharacterized. Gene Ontology annotation, molecular function: hydrolase activity. The transcript is spliced from 17 exons. NCBI's taxonomy places the organism in Eukaryota, Metazoa, Arthropoda, Insecta, Coleoptera, Buprestidae. The coding region runs from base 210 to 3560 and encodes 1116 amino acids. The record is from RefSeq and is a predicted model, not a curated record.
UAACAAAAGAGAGCAACGAGAAUUGUGCGAUGAAAAUUCAGCAGCAACCACCACUAUAAUUAUAACUGUAUCUCUAUAACUUGAAUGAAAUUGAGUACAUACAGAAAAACAUUAAAACAUCGCAUCGUUGCAGUAGUCGAUCGCGAAUAUUAGCAAGCAGACGUCUUACUCGUACUUUUAGUUUCUAUUCUUUUUUAAUUAAUUAAAGAAUGUCUGAAGUUAUUGUAAAAGCUAAACAGGGGUUGCUACGGGGUAAAGUAGUGGAAGAUGUCAGAGGAGAGAAACACUACGCAUUUUUAGGAAUUCCGUACGGGAAACCUCCUGUGGGAGCUCUUCGAUUUAAGGCCCCGCAACCUGCAGAUAGUUGGUCUGGUGUUCGAGAUGCUCUUGAAGAAGGAAAUCCUUGCAAAUCGAAACAUUCUGAAAAAUUUCACUUGCAGGGAGACGAAGAUUGUCUCUAUCUCAACGUUUACACACCGCAGCUACCUUCCUUAACCCCAGAAAAGCCUCCCCUUGCUGUGAUGGUGUGGAUCCAUGGUGGAGGAUUCCAUACCGGAUCUAGCACCGCUGACACUUAUGGUCCCUUUUUUAUUCUCACUGAAAACGUAGUUUUCGUUUCUAUAAAUUAUCGCCUGGGUAUAUUUGGUUUUUUAUCUUUCGAUGAUCCAUCAUUAGACAUCUCAGGCAAUGCUGGUUUGAAAGAUCAAGCUCUGGCUCUGAAAUGGGUAAAAGAAAAUAUUUCAGCAUUUGGUGGUGACGAAAAUAACAUUACAAUUUUCGGAGAAAGUGCUGGAGCAGCUUCUGUACAUUAUCAAAUAUUAUCGCCAACAACAAAAGGAUUUUUCCAUAAGGCAAUACUACAAAGUGGUGUUGCUAUUAACCCUUGGGCUCAAGGAAGACAUUUGUCUGACGAACUUGCGGAAAUUCUAAAAAUUCCUGGAGCUAGUGAAAAAAAAGUUUACGAAGAACUUAUGAAAAAAAACGCCGACGAACUUCAUGAAUUGCAAAUUGCAGUUCCUGAUCACUUCGAAUCGGGUCGAAAAAGGCCAUGGGUACCAGUAAUAGAAAAACCAAGCCCAAAUGCAUUCAUUACGGAAGAUCCGAUAGAAAUUCUUAAGUCUGGCAAAUUUCAUAAAAUUCCUAUUCUCAUGGGCUACACAAGUAGAGAGGGGUUGCUAAUGUAUGCUUUCAGUACAAUGGCAAACAAAAGUCCAAUUAUAGAAGAUACAGAACAAGAGGUUCCACAUUUCUUAAACUUUAAAAAGGGAAGUCCAGAAUCGAAAAAAAUUGCUGAAUCAAUUAAAAAUUUUUACUUCGGCAAAGAAGAACCUUCCAGCGAAAAUAUAGACAAGGGGAUACUGUUAACUUCUGAUACAUUCUUUAUUAGAGGGAUUCAAUCUGCAGCUAAGCAUCACGUAAAAUCCAGUGGGCAUCCGGUAUACCUUUAUAGGUUUUCCAUCGAUGCUGGUCUAAAUUUUCUUAAAAACAGAUUAAUGAAACUAAAGGAAUCCGGUACUUGUCACGCAGACGAUUUAGGAUACAUUUUCCAUUCCGAAUGGACUCCGUAUAUAGUGCCCGAUAGUCACGAAGAUAUAAUUCAAAGAAGCGUUUUGCGCCUUUGGGCGAAUUUUUCAAAACAUAGUAACCCAAACGUUGGUCCAAAGGAUAACCUUAUCAAAAUUGAAUGGAAACCUAUCGAUCAAGACACAUUACAUUUCCUGGACAUCGGAGAAAAUCUGACAGUAGGUGUAGAUCCUGAUCAAUCGAGAAUGGAAUUCUGGAAUAAAAUCUUCAAGGGUUAUGAUCACGCUAAACACUAUAAUGUUCUGUGCUACUUAUACGAUAAAGAUAAAACGUGUUUAUCUUUAAUUUAUGCUGUUAUUAUCAUCGAACUGUUUUUUUCAGUAUGGACCGGGACCAAAGAUGAAAUGCAGUUUUCGCCUAUAAUAGAAACGAAACAAGGGUUACUGAGGGGAAUAGUCAAGGACAAUACAUAUACCAACAUUCCUUAUUUUGCCUUCCUUGGUGUACCGUAUGCCCUUCCCCCUUUAAAUGACCUGAGAUUUCAGUCUCCAAAGGAACCUCAAACAUGGGAAGGAGUUCGUGAUGUUAUAGAUGAACAGCCAGGAUGUUAUUCAAGGCAUCCCAUAUUUGGAAGUAUUGUUGGUUGCGAAGAUUGUUUAUAUAUAAAUGUCUUUUCUCCUGAGCUUCCAGAAAAGAAAGUGGAUUUUGUUCCUAAGCCCGUUAUGGUAUACAUUCAUGGAGGAAGCUUUAUACAGGGAUCAGGAAGUCUUGAACUUUAUGGUCCAGAGUUUCUGAUUGCCGAAAACGUUGUACUCAUUACCUUCAAUUAUAGGGUCGGACUUUUAGGUUUUCUAAGUUUACAAGAUCCAUCGCUAAAAGUUCCUGGAAAUGCCGGCUUGAAAGACAUUGUAAUGGCCCUGAAAUGGAUUCAACAAAACAUUGCCAGUUUUGGUGGAGAUCCUCAAAACGUAACCAUUUUUGGCUGCAGCGCUGGAGCAGGAUCAGCUCAUCAUUUAAUAGCGUCUCCAAUGGGCAAAGGUUUAUUUCAUAAGGCUAUAUUACAAAGUGGUUCCUUGUUUUGUCCCUGGUCAAUAGGAACUGGCUACGUAGAUCAUCUUAAAGAGGUCCUCCACAUAACAAACGAGAAAGAUAUGUUAGAAGUACUAAGGUCAAUUCCUGACCAUCAGCUUUUGGAGCUCCAAGAAAAAUUAAAAGAGACACACGGAAAUCUUAAUAAACGAGUUCAUGGGCCUGUUAUUGAGAAAAAUAAUUCAGGAGAAGAGCCAUUUCUUAGCGAAGAUCCCUUAGAUUUAAUUCUUUCCGGAAGAUAUAAUAAGGUUCCUAUAAUAAUAGGAUAUUCCAAUAGGGAAGGGCUUGUUUAUGCAAUAUAUAAUAAACUAUCGGAUGGUACGAUUCAGCAGUUACCCAGUUUCGAACAGAUUAUUCCCCAGUGGCUCGGAUAUCCCAACGGUAGUAGUGAAUCCAAAACUAUAGCAGAACAAAUAAAGAGAUUUUAUUACGGCGAAGAGGAGCCCUGCAUGGCAAAUGUGGACAAUUUAUAUUUGCUUUUAGGCGACUCUUACUUUCUUUCUGGCAUCGCAUUUACCGUACGCGCCCAUGUACAUACAUCCUCUAUGCCUAUAUAUUUGUACAGAUUCUCUAUCGAUGGUCGGCUUAAUUUAUAUAAGAGAAGUUUAAAUUUAGAAUUUUACGGUGCAUGCCAUGCUGACGAAUUAGGAUAUCUCUUCAAAGGAAUACUGUCCAAACAGUUAACUCCAAAUUCAAAAGAAGAAAUAACUAUGAAAAGAAUGACGAAAUUGUGGACAAAUUUUGCCAAAACCGGGGACCCAAAUCCUGCAGAGGAAGAUAGCUUAUUGAAUGUGAAAUGGGAAAAAUGUGGACUAAAUGCUAUGAACUUUUUGGAAAUUGGGGACGAUCUAACAACUGGAAAAAAUCCAGAUUAUAACAGAAUGAGUUUCUGGGAUGAUAUUUACAAAUCUAACCCAUCAACAUCUAAACAUUUUAUUGUUGAAUAAAAUUGCUUAUUAAUAAUAAUUUAUGUAUAUCUAGUAUUCAAAAUAGAUUAUUAUUACACAUAUACCAAACA